Molecule: messenger RNA, 1383 nt
Organism: Columba livia (rock pigeon)
Lineage: Eukaryota; Metazoa; Chordata; Aves; Columbiformes; Columbidae
Gene: CSRP3
Product: cysteine and glycine rich protein 3
Exons: 6
Coding region: 167-757 (196 amino acids)
Biological process (GO): cardiac muscle contraction; sarcomere organization; muscle tissue development
Cellular component (GO): cytoplasm; nucleus; Z disc
Molecular function (GO): structural constituent of muscle; actinin binding
Source: RefSeq, a predicted model, not a curated record
AGUGGCAUUGCUCAGAUCCCUGAAUCUCGCCCCCAUUCCCCUCCCCUCCCUGCUUUUAUAGGGCUGACAGCAGCCACUGCAUUUAAAGAGAGCAGGAAUCCCUUGUGUUCAAACCCUUGGAGGCCCAACAAACCGGGGAGAAACACCGAGCAACUCCGAUCCAAGGAUGCCCAACUGGGGAGGUGGAGCCAAAUGCGGUGCCUGCGAGAAGACGGUGUACCAUGCCGAGGAAAUCCAGUGCAAUGGAAGGAGCUUCCACAAGACAUGCUUCCUCUGCAUGGCUUGCAGGAAGGCCCUGGACAGCACCACGGUGGCAGCUCACGAGUCAGAAAUUUACUGCAAAACUUGUUAUGGGAGGAAAUACGGCCCCAAAGGGAUCGGCUUCGGCCAAGGGGCUGGAUGUCUCAGCACCGACACCGGUGACCACCUGGGCCUGAAUCUGCAACAGGGUUCACCAAAGUCUGCUCGUCCUUCGACACCAACUAACCCUUCAAAGUUUGCCAAGAAGAUGGUAGAUGUGGAUAAAUGUCCCCGCUGUGGCAAAUCAGUGUACGCUGCGGAGAAGAUCAUGGGAGGAGGAAAACCUUGGCAUAAGACGUGCUUCCGCUGUGCUAUUUGUGGGAAGAGUUUAGAAUCUACAAACGUUACGGACAAAGAUGGAGAGCUCUACUGUAAAGUUUGCUAUGCAAAAAAUUUCGGUCCCAAAGGAAUUGGGUUCGGUGGCCUCACUCAAGUGGAAAAGAAAGAGUGUGAAUGAGAAGAAAUGGAUGCGAUGGGCUCAAACUGCUCUUGAAGCCACCAAGUGAUAGCUGUCAAGUAAAACAUUAAACAUCACAUAUUGCUAAGAACCUAUUCAAUAUUUUCCACCUUCCAGGAAAAAAAAACUUGUGAGCUUACAUCUUAAGAAAUUCUUAGAAUAGCUUAAAAAGGUACAGUGAUAUUAAUGAAACUAGAUCAAAUGAAACUAGAUUCAUGUUUGUUGUACAGUAAAUAAGGCCAAAAAUCCUCAUGGAACACUACUGCUUCUUAAACUAGUAUUUACCACAUUUUAGACUAGAAUUUUAGACUCAGCUUACUGUCCUGUUAAGAUAGAGAUACCUUAAGGAGUGUUCUGAUUUAAGCUGUAUUUUCCUUUGUUCCAAAUGUUGUGUAAUGUCUGUAUUUCUAUCCAUCUCCUAGUGGUGUUUUGAACAUGUUGGCAUUAUUUCUGUUAUGGUAAAACAGAUGUUAUUCAUUUUGAGACAAUUAAAAAGGAUUUGAAAUUCUCUCUCUCAAAGGGAGGUAUUUCUGAGGAAAAACAAUGGUGUUGUAGAAUACAGUGUUGUAAGUUUUGUUAUUGUAUCUUUUCAAGCUACAAUAAAGUACUGAUAUUGCCUCACUUUA